Molecule: messenger RNA, 1663 nt
Organism: Boleophthalmus pectinirostris (great blue-spotted mudskipper)
Lineage: Eukaryota; Metazoa; Chordata; Actinopteri; Gobiiformes; Gobiidae
Product: mitochondrial glycine transporter A-like
Exons: 8
Coding region: 295-1152 (285 amino acids)
Biological process (GO): glycine import into mitochondrion
Cellular component (GO): mitochondrion; mitochondrial inner membrane
Molecular function (GO): glycine transmembrane transporter activity
Source: RefSeq, a predicted model, not a curated record
UUAAGUUAAACAGGAACCGGCCGGUUUGAAAUCCGUGUUCAAAGACGGGUCCGCUCUCCUUGGCAUCACAUCAGUCUCUUUUUUUUUAACUUUUUUUUUUUUUAACGCUUAACCAGUUUUUACCAGAGCAAUGUCUCUUGAAAGUGAAGUUAGAAGACAUCUUAAAUUUCAGCGGCUUUAGAGCUCCAGCUUCAUUUUUGGGGGGAAUUUGGAACCACAUGCUUUCAAAGUUUUUCUGUUUGUUGGUUUGAAAGUGACAAGACUGCAUUUUUUGUACUGAAGACUAUCCGAACUAUGGAAUUAGCAUUGGCCCAUCCUGCUCUCAAAGCCUUCAUGUGUGGCUCCCUUAGUGGGACAUGCUCCACACUGCUGUUCCAGCCCCUGGACCUGGUGAAGACCCGCCUGCAGACCCUACAGAUCGGUGUGCAGCAAGGCACAUCCAGAGUUGGCAUGGUGACAGUGUUUCUGAACGUUGUGCGCACAGAGAAGCUCCUCGGAUUGUGGAAAGGGGUUUCCCCAUCAUUUGCGCGGACCAUCCCAGGUGUGGGCAUUUACUUCAGUACAUACUUCACCCUGAAGCAGCACUUUGUCCAGGGGCAAAGCCCUGGGGCCAUGGAGGCGGUACUGCUGGGAGGAGGGGCCCGCAGUGUGGCUGGGGUCAUCAUGCUGCCUGUCACCGUCAUCAAGACACGAUUCGAAUGUGGCCGGUACAGUUAUGGAAGUGUAGUAGGGGCCCUCCGAAGUGUGUGUCGGACAGAAGGUCCAGGUGCUCUCUUUUCUGGACUAUGGGCCACGCUCCUCAGAGACGUCCCCUUCUCUGGGAUCUACGUCAUGUUCUACAGUCAGACCAAAGCGGCACUGCCCACAGAAAUCAGCCUGUCUGUCUCUGCCCCUGUGGCUAAUUUUGGCUGUGGUGUUGUGGCUGGUGUGUUGGCUUCUCUGAUCACUCAGCCUGCAGAUGUGGUCAAAACACAAGUGCAAGUCAACCCACAGCUCCGGACACCACAGGCCAUUACAUUCAUCUAUACGGAACAUGGUUUGCAGGGCUUCUUCCGAGGUGCGGUGCCAAGGCUUCUCAGGAGGACUAUGAUGGCGGCGAUGGCUUGGACUGUCUAUGAGCAAAUGAUGGCACGUUUUGGACUUAAAUCCUGAGAAAGAACCAUCAAGAAACCAUAACAAGUCAAGUCACUGAAAGAUCUGACCAAACAUGAUGGUCAGCUAUUAAAUACCAUGAACUGCACUGUACUGUUACAUGGAGCGAGGCCUUUGUUUUGUACUUUCUACCAAAUCAGUAGUUAAAUAUUAGAAUUGUCCCUAAACAUUUAUUAACAUUUUGAAUAACGACUCAAAUAUUAUGUUAUGAAAACUGCACAAUGUUAUUUUACUUUUUUAAGUAGUCUGACCUGCGGACUUGUGAGUACAUUUAGUACAGUAUAGGUAUUAGGCUCUUGUCGCUCAAAAACUGAAAUUGCCUCUUGAUUCAAAUUCAUUGUAAAUGACCUCCAUGGAUCUUUCACAUUGCACUUUAACUCAUGGACUAUUCCUUUUGAGUGUCACUUAGUUUUUACUUUUUGUUGUUCAUUUGUCCACUAAUCUAAUGUAAGUAUUUUUAACAUUGUUCUGUUGUUUUUAUUUAAAUAAUUAAAAAAUAAUGUGUGCUCUC